AUGGAGCCUCGACUAUCCAUAGUUUGCUUCUACAGUGUGGAAAAUAAUCUCCAAGAACCUUCUGAAGCUCAGAAAUCUACAGAUGUUUCACCAACAACCAUAUAUCCUCAGAUUAAUGCAAAUACAUUAUCAACAUCCUUCAAUCCUCGAGAAAGAAGCAUAGAUCACGGAAGCCCCUCAGCAGCUACAUCCCCAGCAGAGCAUGCGACCUAUUUUCCAGACGAAAAGAUUCUCAUAACAGAGAGUAAUGAUAAGCAGUGUGUUCAAGAACAGCAAGUCCCAGCUACUGCGCCUCCAGUACCAUUACCACCUCGGUACUGCAAACCUGAAGUUCAAGCUCGGCCUAAAUCUGAACAAAAGCCUUUCUGGAAAAGACAUCUGUACUGGAUACUGGGGAUUAUAACCUUGUUAAUGAUUCUUAUCUCAGUUAUAGCCGUCGUGUUAGCUCGUCUCAAACCCUCAGAUACCAAACCAAUAGAGGCAAUUCGUAACAAUACACGCAAUAGUGUAGCCAGUACGGGUCUGACUCUUCUUGAUAACAAAACGUGGAAUAUGCAUGUUUUUUCACAAAAUUCGACUGGUCAAAUAGCACUCCAGGUUAGUCUGGAUGGCAAAACUUUCGAGCCUCCGACAAAUGUAUCAUUGACAAUUCCACCCAGAGUGGGAUCACCUAUCUCAGCUACAGCGGAGCAAGAUUCGCAAACACACGUUAUUAUGUUGAAUCUUUUCUACAUUUCAGGAAUUAAUAAUGUGACCAUGUCUGCACUAACAUGUGCGGAAGGAUCUGCUAAAUGUGGCACAAUCAACAAUUGCCUUCUCCCGACUGCUAUACCUGUUUCCCAUGAGACCGGACUAGCUGCAGUGAACGUAAAUAAUUCUCAAGAUUGGCGUGUCUACUACCACGAUCAAUCAGGGUUUAUAUCUCAGCUUCAGGGCAACGCGUCUGGCUUUAACUUGGGAAGUCGCAUUGGCGGUGAAGGUCUAAAUGGAAGUGAUAUCACUGCCGUGAAUAUUGACAGUACCACAAACAACAUCCACGUUUUCUACACGGAUAUGCUUACUCAGGCGUUAUUUACCCUUCAGUAUCAAAAACAUUGGACUACUCCUCGCCCCGUAUCCAAUGCUCGGGUUGCUAAUUGGAAUCCUUACUCUGGCUUUGGUUCUGCCUACCGACCUUUUUCGGACCAGCUACAUGUUUAUUACACAGGGCUUGAUAAAGGCAUUUACGAAUUUGUCCUUAAUGGUACAGAUGCUACAGAUACCUCGUUUCAGCCUCAGCCGGAUGGAACGCGUCCCUGGGGCGAAGCUGACUACGUUGGAGCCGAUAUAACGGCUGUUGGCUGGAAGGAUCAAAUCCGCUUCUUUCAACCCGCUCGAGGGCGGCUGGUCAUGGGAGAGUUGAAUGAUACCACGUGGGGUGAGGUUUUUGUGGAUAUGAUCACGACGGGGUCACAGAUCAUGGCAUAG
Blumeria graminis f. sp. triticale is the source of this 1467-nucleotide messenger RNA. The record is from the annotation of a GenBank genome assembly. NCBI's taxonomy places the organism in Eukaryota, Fungi, Ascomycota, Leotiomycetes, Helotiales, Erysiphaceae.